Molecule: messenger RNA, 2945 nt
Organism: Pecten maximus
Lineage: Eukaryota; Metazoa; Mollusca; Bivalvia; Pectinida; Pectinidae
Product: dehydrogenase/reductase SDR family member 1-like
Exons: 10
Coding region: 266-1216 (316 amino acids)
Source: RefSeq, a predicted model, not a curated record
UGAGGUGAGAUCGACGUUGGUAUCCGGUUAGGUAUUGUUAAAAUACCUAUUGCAUAUAAACUCGAUUUUCGUGACCAAUAUUCCAGUUUUACGAAACACUCGAUGCCGUCCAUUUUACCUGUACGUUACUUAAUUACUGUGCGGUUGAUGUGUUUGAUUGACUGAUAGGCCAAAUUGUAUUUUCUUAAAAGGAACAACAGAUAUAACUGUCUUUACCUGGGACGGUUCCAGGGUUAGGAAAUAGGACACAGACUUACGUACGACCAUGUCCUUAAAAGGGAAAGUGUGUGUAGUGACAGGCGCGAGUCGGGGGAUAGGAAAGGGUAUCGCUCUACAGUUAGGGAAAGCCGGAGCCACAGUUUACAUUACAGGUAGGACUCUCAAGAGUUCCGGUGACGUCAUAGGGUCUCUUACAGAUACAGCUCGAGAGGUAGAAGAGCGAGGAGGGCAAUGUAUCCCCUUACAGUGUGACCACUCUAAGGACGAAGACAUUACAUCAUUGUUCGAGACCAUAAACAAACAACAAGAUGGCCAACUGGACCUGCUGGUCAAUAACGCAUACUCUGCCGUUAAGAUGAUAUCUGAAAACAAGGGGAAGCCGUUCUGGGACCAACCCAUCUCAAUGUGGGAUACUGUCAACAAUGUCGGACUAAGGAACCAUUACAUGUGUGCUAUCCACGCGGCCCGACUGAUGGUGCCCCGCCGGUCGGGACUGAUCGUCAAUGUUUCGUCCGGGGGUGGACUCAGAUACCUGUUCAAUAUACCCUACGGUGUAGGCAAGGAAGCUUGCGACAGAAUGGCGGCGGAUUGUGCUGUGGAGCUCAGACGUCACAAUGUAGCGUUCGUCAGUUUGUGGCCGGGACCUGUUCGUACGGAGGUCAUCAACCAGCUCUCGGAGUCAGGUCACCUUGUCACGAAAGAGAAAUCUGGUAUUAAUUUUUCCGAAGGAGAAACAACUGAAUACGCUGGUAGAGCCGUGGUCAACUUAUUGUCAGAUAAAAACCUUGUCAGUACGAAGUCUGGUAGAAUCCUUCUGACUAGUGACCUGGCGUACGAGUAUGGAUUUACAGAUGUUGAUGGCCGCAAGCCACCUUCAAUUCGACAGCUGAGUUUUCUACUUGGUCAGAAUCCCAAAACUGCAUGGAUUGCUAAAUGGACUCCAGGAUUUCUUUAUCUACCGAAAUGGUUGUUAGCGCAGGCUGGCAAUAAAUUUUAAUUCUGCACGAGUUGCUUCACUUGAUACAGCUCCAUGAUCUGGAAAUAUUUAAAAUCCGAAACGGAGAACGGUCGAGUUCUCUACAGGUAGUCAAUUGUCACACAUACCACUAUGUACUGAAAACCUUGAUAUAUCCUAACACUGGGGUUGUGGUGUAGGUAUUUUAUCUUAUGUUCAACCACAGAAAGUUAACGUAAAUUAAGUAACAUUGUAGGGGGUUUCGAAUGUACUGUCCUUAUUAUUAUAUCGAAGAUUAGAAAGCUGCCAAUGUUCAUAUGAUCUGCAUUGUACUCUUUAUGAGAAUAAAUAAUUGUCAUUGUCAUUGUCAUUGCAGCAAAAAUGUUUUGGUGUUUGAUCACAAGCAUCCAUUUUCACAUUUUUACCUGUAAAGAAUAAUCAUGAUAUGUUUAUCAUUAAUUUUAUCGGACAACGUAUUACUUAUAUCAAUAGUGUAUCCUUUACAACUGCAUUAUAUUUAUGUUAAAUGUUACGAUGUUUGUCUGUGUAUGAUGUUUUUACUGUAUUUUCUGACAAUGAGACGCUAAUCAAUGUAUACAUACAUAUUAGAAUCAAGUUUAGAAUGUGGUAUUUUUUCACGUACAUUUUUUAUAUGGGUGGUAUGUCCUGCAACAAACUCGUAUAAAUAUUUUUUUUCAAAAGUUCUUUAUAAACUGCCAUAGCCGUCUAGCAUAUUAACAUUACGUAUCAAAACGGAUUAUUUAAUAUGACAAUACAUGUAUGAAAUUAUUUGUGUGUAUGUUUUAGUGUUGAAACAGUUGUGUUUACAUAUAAUGUGAUGCAAGGGAGAUCACUCAGAUAUCGAAAUCAUGAUUUAAUUUUAAUGCCUUUAUGUGACCGCAGGGCACAAAAUAACCACAAAGGAAUGAUAAGGAUAAAUAAUAUAUAAUAUAAUAUGAUAUAAUAUAGCAUGGUAUAAUAGCUUAUUUCGUGACACAUCACUUCUAAAAGGUGUGCACUGAGCCAGUGAAACUGAAAUGCUUACAUAGUUUUUAAGUUUUUGUUUGUUUGAUUUUGUCUUAAUUUCAGUUUUAAAAAUAUAAGGUAUAAUUCUGAACCUGAACAACUUUUCAAAUAUAAGAUCUGUUUCACUAACAACAAAAAUGCGGUAUACUUUGCAUUUGGAUUUUAAUAUUUGUAGACGGCGUUUAAACGCCAAUUUCGUACUGGGGGUAUGAAUUUCUUGUGCAAGUUGUGGUGCAUACUGUAACCAAAUAUACGCAAGAUAAGAGAACGAAUGGCAUAACAGGGCCUUAAUACUGAUGGAAAAUAGCUUGAUCGAGGAUCUCAAGUUAAAUACAUUGGGACAAUGUAAUCGUAAAGGUUAGUUAUUUUGAUACGAAUGGUAAAAUGUUCAUCAUAGUCUAUAGAUGAUUUAAGUGCGUUUGAACGCAAAUCUUUGUCUCUCAUCAAUGUCGUUUACCUGAAGAGUUUGUGUACUAAUGUUAUCAGGAUUUAUCAAGUUGAUAAUUGUAAAGAAUAGUUAUAUAACAUAAUUCAUUAGUGGCAUGUGUGCGAUUGCGUGUGCGCGAGAGUUUGAGCGUGUAUAUCUAUAUGUAUGUAAUGGUUAUUAUUAUACCAUGACCAUAUCUUAGAAUUAACAAUGGUAAAAAAAAUAUUUUUAGUACAACAAUAUCUUGUUUAAAAAUAACUGUAAAUUAUCUGUUGUUUACAAACAUUUGUAGAAUAAACUAAAACAUGUUUACUUUAA